CUUCGUUUGGCCACGCUGAUCAAUUGAGAUCAAGACCAUGGCAAACUGUAAGAAGUGGCUUCUGCUCGUUGUGGGCCUCACGGCCAUGAUUUCCUCGUCGGAGGCGUACGUCUUCUACGCCGGCGGCCGCGACGGCUGGGUCGUCGACCCCGCCGAGAGCUACAACCACUGGGCCGAGCGCAACCGGUUUCAGAUCAACGACACCAUCGUGUUUGCGCGCGGCGAGGGCGAGGGCGCGGACUCGGUGCUGCUGGUGACCGAGCCGGACUUCGACGCGUGCAACACGCGUAGCCCUGUCCGCCGGCUAGAGGACGCCGGUGGUCGCCCGGAGUUCCGGUUCGACCGGUCGGGUGCCUUCUUCUUCAUCAGCGGCGACGAGGACCGGUGCCAGAAGGGCAAGAAGUUGUACGUCGUCGUGAUGGCGCCUCGGUCCCAGGAGUGGGAGCUCGCACCGGCGCCCGGAUCGCCGCCGCUCUGGGCCUCGGCACCAGAGCACGCGGAGGCCCCGGACAUGAGCCCUGGCAACGAGGGGAUGUCGCGCAGCUCGCUGCAGGCGCCACCACCGACGGCGAGCGCGGCACGGUUGGACUUGGACGUGAUAGCCGUCGGCGUAGUCGUGGGGGUUUUAGGGGCUCUGGUGCUCUGAGAUGGCGUACGAAUCGGACUAGACGUUGUGUUCGUGCUGUCAUGGUGUGGUCUGUGGAUGGUUUGUUCGUUGUAUGAUACGCUGUUGGUGUCAGUUGUUAUAUGUAGUUCAAGGAGUUGA
Messenger RNA from Triticum dicoccoides, 766 nucleotides. Its product is annotated as early nodulin-like protein 1. Gene Ontology annotation, molecular function: electron transfer activity. Bases 38 to 646 code for a protein of 202 amino acids. The record is from RefSeq and is a predicted model, not a curated record. Lineage: Eukaryota; Viridiplantae; Streptophyta; Magnoliopsida; Poales; Poaceae. The transcript is spliced from 2 exons. Gene Ontology annotation, cellular component: plasma membrane.